Molecule: messenger RNA, 4716 nt
Organism: Caretta caretta (loggerhead turtle)
Lineage: Eukaryota; Metazoa; Chordata; Testudines; Cheloniidae
Source: RefSeq, a predicted model, not a curated record
CAACAUCUGAGCCAGAGACUCCAGGUGAUUGAUAGAGACCUCAGGGAACGUGCAGGGAAUGGGCAUGAAAGUGACUCUGCACAAAGAGCCUCUCCUCCACUCAGCAAUUGCAGGAGCCGAUCCAGCCAUAGGAGAGGGAACCCCCAGGAUUGGCUGCCAGCAAGAGACAGGGGAAGGGAGACACAAGGGGAGAGAGAGAGAGAGACUGAAAAGGGCAGUGGGAGAAAUAAUUGCGGGGAGAGAUUCCCAGAUUUCUGACCGGCCCACGCACGGUUAUUGCCGCAUCCCUGGGCGGAUUCACUUUGCUACGAACAAGGUGAGGUGCAGGGGAAGGAAAAGCCAGCUCCUGACUUUCCCUGUACCCCCUGCUGUAGGAGUUUGCUGCCUUGGGGACAAUGUCAGGGGGAAUCCCCCAAUAUCACUCCUUUUGUUCUGCUCUUCUCUCCCAUUCAGUUCCCAGACUUUGUUACUGGGAGGGUUUCAAAAUGUCUCGCUGGUUUAGUGCUAGUGGGAGGGACCAGUCAGUGCUGUAAUCUAGUGACCAAACAUUUCCCCAGGAUAGAAUCGUAGAACGGUAGGGCUGGAAUGAACCAUGAGAGGGCAUCUAGUCCAGCCCCCAGCACUGAGGUGUUUGUCCAACCUGACCUUGAAAACCUCUAAUGAUGGGGAUUCCACCACCUCUCUUGCUAAUCUAUUCCAGUGCUUAAUUACUUUUUUUUCACAAUUGAGUCACGUGGUUGACUCAGAUUCAAUUUGUGAUCCACUAUAACUCCCGAUCGUUUUCAGUAGUACUACCUCGUAACCAGCUAUUUCCCACUUGGUCGUUGUGCAUUUGGUUUUCCUUCCCUAAGUCUAGUACUUUGCACUCGUCUUUAUUGAAUUUCAUCUCAUUCAUUCAGCUCACUUCUCCAAUUUGUAAAUGUUACCUUAAAUUCUAUGCCCAAAUAAAUCUGUUAGUCUUUAAGGUGCCACCGGACUCCUUGUUGUUUUUGUGGAUACAGACUAAGACGGCUACCCCCUGAUAGGUGACGCUUUGUUAUUUUUAUGUCUGAUUUUAUAAGCAAGUAGUUUUUAAAUGGGGCGUAACUCAGAGGUACGCAAGACAAAUCAGACUCCUGAAAGGGGCACAGUAGUGUGGAAAGCCACCAGUCUAUACAGCUAUUUUUAAUGGCUAGCACCAACAGUGGAGCAUCCAUAGGGAGACACAUCUCAAAGAACUGUUAGGGGGCUUAUUCCUUCACCCACUUACUUCCCUGGUCCUUCUCACAUGAACAGAGAGCAACAAUAUCCGAAGUCCAAAGGAUUUCCAGUUUCCAAACCCGAUGUCAUCUCCCAGCUGGAACGAGGGGAAGAGCCGUGGGCCCCAGAUCUCCAGGGCUCAGAGGAAAGAGAGAUCCUGAGAGGCAGCUGCAUGGGAAGUGAUGGGAUGGUGAGAGAGACUGUGGAACAGAAUCCUCAGCAGGAAGAUGAGCAAGUGGAACCACAUGGGGCGUUGUUGCAAGGAUGCAAAAAGAGUGUGUCCAGGAGUUGUGAGCAGGGAAAAGGCUCUCAGGGGCAGCACAGGCCAGAGAAGCAGCAGGGAAACCAGCCAGUGCAGAAAGUUGGAAUAUCUGUUAAUUAUCGGGGAACUCACAAAGGCCUCAAGGAAAUCACAGCCCAGCAGAGAAUCCUGACGGGAGAGAGAAAUAACACGGGCUUUGAGUGUGGGAAAAAGUUCAGGAGGCGCUCACACCUCAUUACCCACCAGAGAAUCCACACCAGAGUGAGACCCUAUGGACGCUGUGAGUGCGGGAAAACCUUCACUCAGCAUUUGCUAUCAGAGGAUCCACACAGGGAAGAAACCCCAUGAAUGCUGUGAGUGUGGGAAAACCUUUUGGCACUCAGCCCUUAUAAAACAUCAGAGGAUCCACACAAGGGCAAAAGCCUAUGAAUGCUGUGAGUGUGGGAAAAUGUUCACUGAGUGCUCACACCUUAUUCGCACUCAGAGGAUCCACACGGGAGAAACCCUAUGGAUGCUGUGAGUGCGGGAAAACCUUCGCUGGGAGCUCACACCUUAUCUGCCAUCAGAGAAUCCACAAAGGCCAGCGCCCCUAUGAGUGCUGUGAGUGUGGGAAAACCUUCACUCAGCACUCACAUCUUAUUGCACAUCAGAGGAGUCACACAGGGGAGAAACCCUAUAAAUGCUGUGAGUGUGGGAAAACUUUCACUGAGUGCUCAACCCUUAUUCGCCAUCAGAGAAUCCACACAGGGGAGAAACCCUAUGAAUGCUGUGAGUGUGGGAAAACCUUCACUCAGAGCUCAAACCUUAUUACGCAUCAGAGGAGCCACACAGGAGAGAAACCCUAUGAAUGCUGUGAGUGUGGGAAAACUUCACUCGGACCUCAGGCCUUAUUACACAUCAGAGGAGCUGCACAGGAGAGAAACCCCAUGAAUGCUGUGAAUGUGGAAAAUUCUUCCAUCACAACUCUUCUCUUAUUUAUCACCAGAGAAGCUGCAAGGGAGAUAAACACCAUGAAAAUCUUUUCUCGGGCUAAUUCCCAAGUAGUGCACUUUAAAGCAGCAUUUGUGGCAUCUCAGCUCCUUUAGGUGAGUUGUCUGCUUUUCCCUUUUGCAGCUCACCCUUCCUUGGAGUGAAGCCCACAGUGUUUUUCAUCAACUCCUUCGUCCUCUGUCAUGGAAAUGUGUGUCCCUCCAACAGGAAUGCCCAUCAGUCCCAGGUGGGGGAACCAGGAGUGAUCUCUACUAGGUACAUGGAGGUUAAAUCUACCUGGGCCUUGACACCACUAGGGUUUUCCAUGGAGUUCGCGAUCCUGAUAUAAAAACACAACUAUUUUUUCAAGAAAGAAAAUAGCCCAUAUAGCGUCCAGGGUAAUGUAGCAAAUUUCCUUACCACUGGACACAAGCUCCAUCACUUUUUCUAGUCUAACCAAAUUUGGAGCAUCACGUUUAUAAUUUUUUCUCCCACUGCAAAGUGAUUGUUAGUCACCAGGUUCCCCCACUAGGGACAGAUUGCCUCAUUCCCAGUUGUUGCCACGUUGCACUGGAUUCUGCUGAAUAGCAGUUGGGCUUUUGUACCAUUUUUUUCCAUGUAAAUAUAACAGAGAAGGAGCAGGGAUAGAGGGUGUGACAAAGUGGGGAUUUUUGCUUGUUAUGUUUUAAGUGACUCUUACUGUUUUUCAUGAGUACGGCGUGUGCCUCAGUUUCCCUGUGUGCUGCACCAAUACCUUGGUGGUGGGAAUAGGGGUGUGUGACUUUGGCUGAGACCUCUGGGGCUGGUGAGGCUGCCUGCAUGACCGGUAUGUGACGUUGCACUCCAUAUGCUUUAUGGAAAUAUGCUUAUGACAUAACUGGAAUAUGCUUCACACUAAAUACCCCUUGUAUCGUGUCAUUAGAAAGCUUGUAAUCUACUAAGUGUGUUCAUCCUAUUGGUUUGUAUGUAUUAUUUCUAUAUCUGGAGUUAGGAGAAUUAGCUAUAAAAUUGUUUCACUGAUGUAAACAUAGGAAGUAGAGGCCAUUACGGGUGCUCCAGAAACAAUCAGUUGUAAAUGGCCUUAGUUUCUUGAAAGCCUUCUUGUGUACAUGUGGGCCAGCCCAUGGGGAAUGGAGACUAGGGGUCUUACCGUGACAUGUGACCAUGUCACCUGAUAAUGAAAUCCAUCUUAAAUCUGGUACUUUUCCAUUUAGAAGGAAGGGUGGGGACCCAGAGAGACAAAAGAUUCCUGCCUUGUGCCAAAGCUGUAGAAGGGGGUGGAGCAGGACAAAGGGGGCCAGUCAUGAGAAAUCCCCUGCUUACCACCUGAGAUGUCUGCUGGAACUAACACUACCUGGGGAAAGGAUCGGGCCCAGACUAGGAAGGAGUCUAAUCUGUGAAAGAAGCUUAUUGGAACAUCCUCUGAGGAUGAGAUAUUACCUGUAAUCCUUUUUUUAAUGUAUUAGGUUUAGACUUGCGUGUUUUUGCUUUAUUUUGCUGGGUGACUUACUUUGUUCUGUGUGUUAUUACUUGAAACCACUUAAAUCCUACUUUUUAUACUUAAUAAAAUCACUUUUCUUUAUUAAUAAAUCUAGAGUAAGUGAUUAAUACCAAAGGGAGCAAACAGCGGUGCAUAUCUCUUUAUCAGUGUUACAGAGGGUGGACAAUUUAUGAAUUUACUCUAUAUAAGCUUUAUACAGAGUAAAACAGAUUUAUUUGGGUUUUGGAUCCUAUUGGGAACUUGGUAUCUGGGUGCUGGAGACAAGUAAGCUGCUGAGCUGUUUUCACUUAAAGUCUGCAGCUUUGGGGGCGUGGUUCAGACCCUGAGUCUGUGUUGCAGCAGGUUAGUGUGUCUGGCUCAACAAGACAGGGUUCUGGAAGUCACAAGCUGGCAGGUAAAACAGGUUCAGAGGUAUUUUCAGCACAUCGGGUGACAGUCCCAUGGGGGUCUCUGUGACUGAACCCGUCACACGGUGCCUUUCGUAACCGGAGACCCAGGAAUGUGUUAAGGAAAAGUUAGCAUAUGUGUAUAUGUGACUCCAUUUUGGUUUGGGGCCCACCAUUGUCUAAAAGUAAAGACAUCAUGCACCAGGAGGAGUGUUCCUUAGAUACUGCAUUCCUUUGAAACCCGCCCCCUUGUUUCCAGCCCAUCUCGAAUCCCGGUUUCUGUUCUUUGUCUGUUCCUAACUCCCUGCCUCCUGGCCUUGAUGCGAGCCUCCCAUCCCGAUAAGAAAGGCUACUGGUGC